AUGCAGACUGCUUCUACAAACAUUUGUGAAAGACUGUGUAAUAAGUCCAUCCGUGAAAUUUCCUUGCUACUAAAUAUUCCACAGUCAACUGUUAGUGGUAUUAUAACAAAGUGGAAGCAACUGGGAAAAACAGCAACUCAGCCACGUAAAAUGACAGAGUGGGGGUCAGCAUAUGCUGAAGUGCACAGUGCACAGAAAUUACCAACUGUCUGCAGAGUCAAUAGUUAAAGACCUCCAAACUUCGUGUGGCCUUCAGAUACCACAACAGUGCAUAGAGAGCUUCAUGGAAUGGGUUUCCAUGACCGAGCAGCUGCAUACAAG
Molecule: messenger RNA, 321 nt
Organism: Staurois parvus
Lineage: Eukaryota; Metazoa; Chordata; Amphibia; Anura; Ranidae
Source: the annotation of a GenBank genome assembly